Tachysurus vachellii is the source of this 2385-nucleotide messenger RNA. It is a transcript of the gene foxred1, whose product is annotated as FAD-dependent oxidoreductase domain containing 1. Gene Ontology annotation, molecular function: oxidoreductase activity. The record is from RefSeq and is a predicted model, not a curated record. The coding region runs from base 70 to 1581 and encodes 503 amino acids. The transcript is spliced from 11 exons. Lineage: Eukaryota; Metazoa; Chordata; Actinopteri; Siluriformes; Bagridae. Gene Ontology annotation, cellular component: cytoplasm.
ACCGCUCGUCGUGUGUAUUCUGUGCGUGUGUCAGUUAAAGAUCACAGCAGGAGUCGGUUCACUGUAGCGAUGUCCAGUUGGCAGAAAAUCCUGUUUAAUCGCCACAGUUACAAAGCGUUGGCUUUAGUCAGCACUAAUCGCUGCAGAGUAAAAUGCAGUCGUGUCUUCAGUACAGGGAGACAUGUGGGGAAAGACUUCAUCUCGGAUCUUGAGAACCAGUUUAAAGCUUUUCGUGAGAAAGCGAAAAUGGCGAUGCCGGGCAGUGACUGGAGCCCGAUCGAGCUGACCCAAGGCCUUCCACCUGAACGCGCCGACAUCGUGAUCGUCGGAGGUGGAGUGAUGGGCUGGUCCAUCGCUUACUGGCUGAAGAGGAAACUGAGGUCUCAGGAUUCACUGAGGGUGCUGCUGGUGGAGAAGGAUCCCACCUACAGUCAGGCCUCCACGGUUCUCUCUGCUGGAGGAAUUCGGCAGCAGUUUUCGCUGAAGGAGAACAUCCAGCUCUCUCUGGCCUCUGCUAACUUCAUGAAGAACAUUAACGAACAUCUCCACGUGCUGAAUGAAGAUCCCAUCGACCUGCAAUUUAAUCACUCGGGUUAUCUUUUCCUGGCCAGCGAAGCGUCGGCGCACAUUCUGGAGCAGAACUACGCUGUUCAAAAAGAAUUCGGGGCUGAAGUUACCCUGCUGUCACUCACACAGCUGAAGGAGAGAUUCCCCUGUCUGAACACCGACGGCGUUGCUCUGGCAUCUCUGGGACUCGAGAACGAAGGCUGGUUCGACCCUUGGACCCUCUUGAACGCCUUCAGACGGAAAGCCAUGUCUAUGGGAGUGUAUCAGUGCUUUGGAGAAGUCACAGGAUUUAGAUGCUGGACACAAAAUGCAGAAACCAUGGACGGAGACCUUCUCAACUUAAAAAGGAUCAAAUACGUUAAUGUUCAGAUGCCUAACAGUUUGGAGUACCAGCCUGUGGAGUGCGCUGUCGUGGUGAACGCGGCCGGUGCCAGCUCGGGGAAAAUCGUCGACAUGCUUGGCAUCGGACGCGGCAUGAAAAACGACGAGGCGGCCUUUCGGUUACCUGUGGAACCCAGAAAAAGGUACAUUUACGUGGUGCGUUGUCCUGACGGUCCGGGCCUGGAGUGUCCGUUUCUGAUCGACUACUCAGGGUUUUACCUGCGCAGAGAAGGCCUUGGAGGAAAUUACAUCACAGGGAUUUCACCAGAGGAGAACGAGGAACCGGACUGCAGUAACCUGGAUGUGGACCAUGAGUUUUUCCAGGAGAAAGUCUGGCCUCUUCUGGCACAUCGACUUCCUGCUUUUGAGAGUCUGAAGGUGUCAGGAGCAUGGGCAGGGUUUUACGACUACAACACUUUUGACCAGAACGGCAUCGUGGGUCUGCACCCACUGGUCAACAACAUGUACUUGGCGACGGGUUUCAGCGGACACGGGCUGCAGCACUCUCCCGCCGUGGGCCGCGCAGUGGCCGAGCUCAUCCUGGAUGGAGGUUUCAAGACCAUCGACUUGAGCUCCUUCGACUUCAGACGCAUCCUCUACCAGGAGCCCAUGCUGGAGAGGAACAUCGUGUGAAAAGAAAUGAAAUAAAUAACCAAGGGCUGUCUGAAGUACAGACAGAUCAGAUCACCCCUAAAAUGUGCUUUGAUUUAAUUCCCAGUUUGCUUGCUGGAGAAUGUGGAUGUGUUUUAGCAUCAUAAUAAAAAUCCAAAGCAAAAAAAAUUGUAAAACGCUGCCGCUAAUUUCUGAAAGGAAUGCAAACCUCUGGUGUGUGUGUGUGUGUGAAAUUUCUAGAUAGAAGAAAAAAGUGUGUGAAAUAAAUAUAUUAGUAUUAAACUGUGUACGGGGGCACGGUGGCUUAGUGGUUAGCACGUUCGCCUCACACCUGCAGGGUUGGGGGUUCGAUUCCUGCCUCCGCCUUGUGUGUGUGGAGUUUGCAUGUUCUCCCCGUGCCUCGGGGGUUUCCUCCGGGUACUCCGGUUUCCUCCCCCGGUCCAAAGACAUGCAUGGUAGGUUGAUUUUCAUCUCUGGAAAAUUGUCCGUAGUGUGUGAGUGAAUGAGAGUGUGUGUGUGUGUACCCUGUGAUGGGUUGGCACUCCGUCCAGGGUGUAUCCUGCCUUGAUGCCUGAUGACGCCUGAGAUCUAAUGAAAAAAAAUGAACAAAACCCCCAAAGAGCCUCCUUACUGCUUGGGAGUGACCCGAGGUAGUUCGGAUAAGCGGUAGAAGAUGAAUGAAUGAAUGAAUGAAUAAAUAAACUGUUUACAUCAGGUGUUAAUUGUGUAAAGAUUUUUGUGCUAUACCGUUCUUUACCACAAGGGGGCAAGUAACACAUUUUUGUAUGAUUUAUAUAAGUAUGGUCUAAUUGUUGUAGUUAUUGU